AUGCCUGGCUUCGACUUCUCCAACUACAACCGCAACGCGGCGCUUCACGCCAGGGGUGUCCCACUUCCCAAAGCUACCAGUACAGGUACCACAAUCGUGGGAUGUAUUUACGAUAAGGGCGUUGUGAUCGCCGCAGAUACCAGAGCCACAAGUGGACCUAUAGUAGCAGACAAGAACUGCGAGAAGCUCCACUACAUUGCCCCAAAGAUCUGGUGUGCCGGUGCCGGUACAGCCGCCGACACUGAAUUCACCACUGCCCUGAUCAGCUCAAAUGUCGAGCUGCACUCCCUAUCUACAGGCCGUGACCCCCGUGUCAUCACCUGCAUGACGAUGUUGAAGCAACACCUCUUCCGCUACCAGGGCCACAUCGGUGCUUACCUGGUUGUUGCAGGCGUGGACCCAACAGGCACAGGCCUGUACACUGUGCACGCGCACGGUUCGACAGAUAAGCUACCAUAUGUCACUAUGGGAUCUGGAUCAUUGGCAGCGAUGUCUGUGUUCGAGUCGACAUGGCAACCUGAUCUGGACCGGGACGGUGCCGUGAGCCUUUGUGCGGAGGCUAUCAAGGCCGGUAUCUUCAACGAUUUGGGCUCCGGUAGCAAUGUCGAUGUUUGUGUCAUUGAGAAGGACAAGCCUACUCAGUUGCUGCGCAACUACGAGAAGCCGAAUGAGCGUGGACACAAGGAACGCAACUACCGUUUCCCACGUGGUACGACAGCUGUGUUGAACGAGAGGGUUAUCAGCAAGGAGGAUAUGAAUAAAUAUGUCACUAUCGAGAACCUUUCUGGGGACACUAGUCUUGCGGAGAAUAUGGAGGUGGAUAGCUAG
Messenger RNA from Penicillium angulare, 828 nucleotides. It is a transcript of the gene pup1, whose product is annotated as proteasome core particle subunit beta 2. Gene Ontology annotation, cellular component: proteasome core complex. Gene Ontology annotation, molecular function: threonine-type endopeptidase activity. Bases 1 to 828 code for a protein of 275 amino acids. The record is from RefSeq and is a predicted model, not a curated record. The transcript has 3 exons. Lineage: Eukaryota; Fungi; Ascomycota; Eurotiomycetes; Eurotiales; Aspergillaceae.